Saimiri boliviensis boliviensis (Bolivian squirrel monkey) is the source of this 2492-nucleotide messenger RNA. It is a transcript of the gene DMRT3, whose product is annotated as doublesex and mab-3 related transcription factor 3. NCBI's taxonomy places the organism in Eukaryota, Metazoa, Chordata, Mammalia, Primates, Cebidae. The record is from RefSeq and is a predicted model, not a curated record. Gene Ontology annotation, biological process: male sex differentiation; regulation of transcription by RNA polymerase II. Gene Ontology annotation, molecular function: protein binding; DNA-binding transcription factor activity, RNA polymerase II-specific; RNA polymerase II cis-regulatory region sequence-specific DNA binding. Gene Ontology annotation, cellular component: nucleus.
GCAGACGAACUGGUUCAGACUUUAAUCAGAGCUCUCGCCCGCUCCUUGCAGCCGCCGCUGCGCCUUAGCAAGGGAGGAAGUGCCGACUCGGCUGCACGCCCAAAGCAGCGGCCCGCAUUGGGGGUUGGCUGGGCGCGAGCCGGGAGGCCAAGCUGUGAGCGCCGAGGGAGCUGGAGAGACUGCUGCGGCACCUCCGGCCGCUCCGGGGCACACCCAACCACUGGGCUACGGGACCAAGGGUCGCCCCGCCCGGAGGCCGCCCCUGAGCGUGCCUCGCAACCCCGCCGUCCAGUGCUCCCUGGCCGGCUCCCGCCUCCAGCCUGCCAACUCAUCCGGGAGCCUGGGGCAUGAACGGCUACGGCUCCCCCUACCUGUACAUGGGCGGCCCGGUGUCGCAGCCGCCGCGGGCGCCCCUGCAGCGCACACCCAAGUGCGCGCGCUGCCGCAACCACGGCGUGCUCUCCUGGCUCAAGGGCCACAAGCGCUACUGCCGCUUCAAGGACUGCACCUGCGAGAAGUGCAUCCUCAUCAUCGAGCGGCAGAGGGUCAUGGCGGCGCAGGUGGCGCUACGCCGGCAGCAAGCCAACGAGAGCCUGGAGAGCCUCAUCCCCGACUCGCUGCGCGCACUGCCCGGGCCCCCGCAGCCCGGGGACGCCGCCGCCGCCGCCCCGCAGCCGCCGCCAGCCUCUCAGCCGUCUCAGCCGCCGCCGCCGCGCCCUGCUGCCGAGUUGGCCGCGGCCGCCGCUCUGCGCUGGACCUCGGAGCCGCAGCCCGGGGUUCUGCAGACGCAGCUCGCCAAGCCAGAUUUGGCUGAAGAGCGACUUGGAGAUGGCAGCUCAGCAGAGAAUACAGAGGUCUUCAGUGACAAAGACACUGACCAGAGGAGUUCCCCAGAUGUGACAAAGAAUAAGGGCUGCUUUACCCCUGAGAGCCCUGAGGUAGUGUCUGUGGAUGAAGCAGGGUACGCUGUCCAGAAAAAUGGAGGCAACCCUGAGAGCCGCCCUGACAGCCCCAAGUACCACGCGGAGCAGAACCACCUCCUGAUUGAGGGCCCCUCGGGGACUGUUUCUCUGCCCUUCAGCUUGAAAGCCAACAGACCACCGCUUGAAGUGUUAAAAAAGAUAUUCCCCAACCAGAAGCCAACAGUGCUUGAGCUCAUCCUCAAGGGCUGUGGCGGGGACUUGGUGAGCGCCGUGGAAGUCCUGCUGUCCAGCCGAUCCUCAGUCACGGGAGCAGAGCGAACUUCUGCAGAACCCGAGAGUCUCGUGUUGCCCUCCAAUGGGCACAUCUUUGAACACACCUUGAGUUCCUACCCCAUCUCGUCUUCCAAAUGGUCUGUGGGAUCAGCCUUUCGAGUCCCAGACACUUUGAGGUUUUCUGCCGACUCUAGUAAUGUUGUCCCCAAUCCCUUGGCAGUGCCUCUGCAGCACCCUUUCCCCCAGCCACCCCGGUACCCACUGAUGCUGAGGAAUACUUUGGCGAGAAACCAGUCGAGCCCCUUUUUGCCCAAUGAUGUCACCCUGUGGAACACCAUGACGCUGCAGCAGCAGUAUCAGCUGAGGUCCCAGUAUGUCAGUCCUUUCCCCAGUAACACUACCAGCGUCUUCAGAAGCUCGCCCGUCCUUCCUGCCCGCGCCACCGAAGACCCUCGGAUUUCCAUCCCUGAUGAUGGGUGUCCAAUUGUGUCAAAGCAGUCCAUGUACACCGAGGACGACUAUGACGAGAGGUCUGACUCCUCAGACUCGAGAAUACUCAACACAUCCUCUUAAAGUGGUGCUGGAUGGGUGGCGGCCAGGUGAUAUUUUCUGUGCAUUUUGACCCUGAGGCAUCUGAGGAGAGGCCACAUCUUGUGUAUACCCUUUCCUUCUGUUUGACAAAGUGACUGUGCUUGAUUCUAUACAUUAGCAAUAAAAACAUAACUUAUUUAACUUCUUGCACUUCACUGGAAAAUGCCAAAUAGCUCUGCUCUGUGGCUUUAGUGCUGAAUGUUUAUUGUAAAAGAGAGUCUAAUGUUAAGAAUAGUCUUGGGAAGGCUGGGUCCAUGGAAGAUUUAUUUGGGGAUGUAAAGCUGAAGGUCAGCCUUGCAUCUAAACCCAACCUGGAAUGUUAAAUAAUAUACUUGAAUGCAAUUUUGUAAAAGUGGAUUCCUCAGGAUAUGUGAAACCUAAAGGAAGUGGUUCGAUUGCAAAUGGACUAUAAACAGGGACAUUAUAUUCUUAUGCUAAAAAUCCUUGCAUUUUAAAGAGAGAUGCACUUAAGAAUAGAGUGAACUGCCUCAUGUGCUUAUUUAAGCUUGGACAGUUUUCAGAGACAAACUCCAUUAAGAAUUACUCCUUUCACAUGGCUGAAUCGAAACAUGUGUAAUGUCAAUGUAAAACCAAUCACAGCUGUGAACUGCAUGAAAUGUAUUGUGAAACGAACACAAGAUUAAGCUUUGUCGGGUUAAUAUAGCAUGCUAAGGACUCUAGAAAAAAAUAAACUAAAGAGAUGAG